This is a messenger RNA of Encephalitozoon cuniculi GB-M1, 1647 nucleotides long. RefSeq lists its product as uncharacterized. Gene Ontology annotation, molecular function: mechanosensitive monoatomic ion channel activity; calcium ion binding. Gene Ontology annotation, cellular component: plasma membrane. Lineage: Eukaryota; Fungi; Microsporidia; Unikaryonidae. The record is from RefSeq and is marked provisional. Gene Ontology annotation, biological process: transmembrane transport; monoatomic anion transport. Bases 1 to 1647 code for a protein of 548 amino acids. The transcript has a single exon.
AUGGCAGAAGAAGAUUUCAGGUGGUUUGAGGGAGACGUGGAGACAGAGGUUGAAGAGUUUACACCGGCGCCCGGUAGAGUUUCUUCCAUAAACUAUGUAAUAGAUGCUCUUGGAGGGGUAUUCUAUUCCGUUUUUACCCUUUCGCUGGUGAUAAGGCUCGUUACAUACGUCUUCGGCCUUAAUCCGUCCAUAUUAUCUGUGAGUCUGAAUGUGGUAUUUCUAAGCGUCAUUGUCAUAUCCUUGCUGUUCAUACUUCUUGCAGUGGCAAGAGAAGCGGUAACAUUCGCAGCCCUGACUCUUGGGCUGGCCGAGAACUCGGACACACACGCAAAGCUUCAGAGGCUUGUGAUGAUUUCGGCUUGGUUUAUGCUCAGCAUGUACUGGCUGAAGUACGUGAAGAGGACCUGGGGAUACGACUUCAAUGCCAUCCAUAAGGCAUUUGCAUGUGGAGUGAUAACGUCUGCAGCAUACUCGGUUGUAACGGUUGGAAUGGGAUACUUCGAGAGCUUUUUCUUGAAGAAGACGCUCAGAAGCAAGCUUGAUGAUGUGCAGAAGACCGAAAGAAUAUUGUAUGCGAUGAAAAACUACAGGUACGACAUCUCGGAGUCUGUAAGCGGAACAACUCCGGAGUGCUCGUGCAAAGACCUUUUUUGCUUCAGGGCAUCAUCUGCCACCAGAAGCAGAGAGUCUAGGAGGAGCAGCGAGGAAGGCUUCCAUUUGUUCACUGGAGGUCUUCAGAUCAACCCCCCGGAGAUCCAUGGGAUCAUGGAUGCCAAGACCCUGGCAAGGGAUGUGUUCGCCAAGGUCAGCGCUGGAAAGGAUGUCCUUUCGUUCGAAGACUUCAGCGCUAUAUUUCCAAGCGCACAGGAUGCCUUGGAUGCAUUUUCCUUCUUCGACUCAAACAGCGACAGAGUGAUCUCGAAGAAGGAAUUCCGCGACACAAUCAUAUACUUCUACAUGGAGAGGGUGAAUCUCGAGAAAAGCAUUAUGAGAACAGAGGACUUUAUUGGUGUGCUUGCAAAUGUCCUCAAUAUCAUUGUAUUGGUGGUGCUCUGUUUCACUUACCUCAUUAUUUUCGGGAUUCCGCUCAAGGAGCUGCUAGCAUUGACGCUUAGUGGGGCUCUUGCCUUCAACUUUGCUGCAAAAGAGAUAGUCAUCGAUCUGUAUCACAACUUCAUGAUGCUUGUCAGUCAUCAGUUUGAUGUAGGUGACGAUGUCAUAAUCGACGGUGUCGACUACAGGGUUUAUGGGUUCGGGCUGACAAACACAUCGCUCAUCGGGGAAGGCGGGGGGAAGAUAAAGUUCCUGAACAGCGAUCUUUGGAAGAGGAACCUUAUCAACAUGACAAGAGCCCCCGAGAAGAUAGUUGUGUUCAACUUCGAUCUGAAUCCUAAUAUAAAGGUCGAGGAAUUUACACGCUUUAAAAGCAGAAUACAUGAAUUCAUCAAGACAAGACCAUUCGACUACGAUGACUCGUUUUCCGUCCAGUCGAAGGCUGAAAGCUUCACAGGCAUCGACGUUCUGAGCUGCACAAUGGUCCUGAAGUGCAAGACCUACAAGAACAAGUCGAAGAAAUUUCUCCUUAGAGUUGAGAUGACCUCGUUCCUGAGAUCGCUGAUAGCGGACAUGAACAUCGGGGCAAAGUGA